Ilyonectria robusta is the source of this 2517-nucleotide messenger RNA. Its product is annotated as myosin-like coiled-coil protein-domain-containing protein. The coding region runs from base 1 to 2517 and encodes 838 amino acids. Lineage: Eukaryota; Fungi; Ascomycota; Sordariomycetes; Hypocreales; Nectriaceae. The transcript has 8 exons. The record is from RefSeq and is a predicted model, not a curated record. Gene Ontology annotation, molecular function: metalloendopeptidase activity; syntaxin binding. Gene Ontology annotation, biological process: CAAX-box protein processing. Gene Ontology annotation, cellular component: endoplasmic reticulum membrane.
AUGGACUCCAACGAAGCGUCGCGCCUGCUCCAGGCCCGCAUCUCCCAACUCGAGCAAGAUGCCGCCGGCGAGAAGGACCAGGAGCUGGAGAUUGGUAUCGAUCAUCUCACCAAGCGCUCGAGCGAACUACUGGCCGACAUGCGACGCCUGGAACGGGAGAACCAGAAGAACAAGCGACGCGGGGACAACCUGCAGAAGGAGCGAGAUACUAACCGUACCGAACUGAGCAAGACGGUUGGACUCAAGGAGAAGCUUGAGAAGCUCUGCCGCGAACUUCAACGAGACAACAACAAGAUGAAGAAUGAGAACAAGGAGCAUCAAACGACGCAGAAGCGCAAUAAUGUUGCGUGGGACGAGAAGUAUGCGACCUUGCUAUCGAAACUCGAGGGAUACCAGGAAGAGAAAGACACACCACGGAAACAGGUUGUGGACAUGGAGGUCGACGAACUGUUCCGGGUCCGCUUCAAGUCCUUUAUCGAACAAUACGAAUUACGAGAGCUGCAUUUCCACUCCCUGAUGCGAACGAAGGAACUCGAGGUCCAAUACCAUAUGGCCCGGUACGAGCGCGAGAAGAAGAAUGCCGAGGCCGAGUCAACGAAGGCCCGGCACCUACAAGCGCAAGUCCAGGCCUUCACCAAGACGGAGACGGAGCUGAGGAAUCAACUCAACGUCUACGUCGACAAGUUUAAGCAGGUGGAGGACACACUGAAUAACAGCAACGACCUAUUCUUGUCGUUCCGCAAGGAGAUGGAGGACAUGUCCAAGAAGGGGAAGCGUCUGGAAAAGGAGAACGAAGCCUUGAAGAGACAGAAGGAAGCCACGGCCACAAACAUUAUCCGUAUGGCCGAGGAGCGGCAGGAGUGGAAGAAGAAGACGGAGGCCGCAGAGAAGAAGACGGAGAAGCUCAUGAGCAUCAUCCAGCAAAUGCAGCAGCAGGGCCGUAAGGUGCCACCGAGCAUGAACAACACUGUGGAAACCUGUUAUUCGGACGGCCACGGUGGCGAAGGCGACGAAAGCGACUACUCCGACGAAGAUGGUGACGACGAAGAAGUUAGCGAGUUCGACGACGACACCGAGGAGGAGCCGCAGUCCAACGAACAGGGCGUCCCACGCCAAACCGUAACCAUGGACUUUCUCCAGCGCCUUGCGCGCUUCCUCGAUCGCCCGCUCUUCCCAUGGAAGCGCCUCAUCAUGGGCUUCUCGGUCGGCCAGUACCUCUUCGAGACCUUCCUCACCUUCCGCCAGUAUCGCAUUCUCCAGCAGCCCAGUCCCCCCGCCGUGCUCUCCAAGGAAGUCUCCCAGGAGGUCUUCGACAAGUCCCAAGCCUACGGCCGCGCCAAGGCCCAGUUCAGCAUUGUCGACGGUCUUUACAGCCAGCUCCAAAACAUCGCCUUCAUCCACUUCGACGUCCUUCCUAAGCUCUGGUCCUGGUCUGGUGACCUCUUGCUCCGAUUCGCUCCCGAACGCUUCACCGGUGAAAUCAGUCACUCCAUUGUCUUCGUCCUGACCUUCAUGGUUGUCGGCCAGAUUCUCCGCCUACCCUCGUCUAUCUACCAUACAUUCGUCCUCGAAGAAAAGUUUGGCUUCAAUAAACAGACUCCCCAGCUCUUUGUUACCGACAUGCUCAAGUCUCAGCUCCUGACCUUUAUCCUCGCUCCCCCGAUCCUCGCCGGUUUCCUCGCCAUCAUCCAGAAGACUGGAAACCAGUUCUUCUACUACCUUUGGGCCUUCGCUGCUGGUCUCCAGGUCUUCAUGAUUACCAUCUACCCGAUCGCUAUCCUGCCUCUGUUCAACAAGUUGUCUCCCCUCGAGGAUGGCAAGCUCAAGACCGGUGUUGAGGCUCUCGCUGCCAGCCUCAAAUUUCCCCUGCACGAGCUCUACGUCAUCGACGGCAGCAAGCGCAGCGCCCACUCCAACGCCUACUUCUUUGGUCUCCCCUGGAAGAAGCACAUUGUCAUCUACGAUACUUUGAUUGAGAAGAGCGAGAGCGAGGAGGUCAUCGCUGUCCUUGCCCAUGAGCUUGGUCACUGGAAGUUGGGUCACACGACUAGCCUCUUCGGCAUCUCCCAGGGCCAUUUGUUCUACAUCUUUACUCUCUUCUCUGUCUUCAUCAACAACAACUCCCUGUACUCGGCCUUUGGCUUCCUCAAGGAGCACCCCAUCAUCAUCGGCUUCAUCCUCUUCUCUGAUGCCCUCUCGCCUACUGACCUCCUUGUCAAGUUCGGCAUGAACAUCAUCACCCGCAAGUUCGAGUUCCAGGCCGACGCCUUUGCCAAGCAGCUCGGAUACCCCGAGGAGCUCGCCCGCUCCCUCCUCAAGCUCCAGAUCCAGAACCUCAGCACCAUGGAUGCCGACUGGAUGUACGCCAGCUACCACUUCUCUCACCCCCACCUUUCUGAGCGCCUUAAUGCCCUCGGCUGGAAGGGUUCUGAGGGCGUCACCGAGGGUGUCCCCGACAAGUCCGCUGAGGCUGACAAGGAGGGUGUCGCCAAGGUUACAGGUCGCGACGAGCUGUAA